UUUCUUCUCCAAUUUCAGUGUUCCCGGGAGAAAUCAUGGAUGAAAAGCUGUCCUACAAAGAGUUCCUCGACCGCAACGACACGUGGGCCAUGGAUGACAGAGAUCUGUGCUUUGAGCCACAGCCUGUGUUCAAACCCAUGGAGAUGGCAGACCCCUUUGGUGUGCACCGAGCGGAGAACCUGCCAGACCUGUCCUUUCCUCCUGACAUGAAGAAUGUGCAGCUCUUCACAGACCAUGCUGACGCUUCCACAGACAUCCAUGUGCCACAUGGGUCUGUGAUGGUGCCCCAGCAACCUUUCCUGGGGUCCCCCUAUUGCCCUGCAGAGGUCUUGGACCCGUCAGCCUUCAUGGGCCUUGAUUCAGCUGCACCAUUUCUGCAAGACAAAGCAGUGCCUGAAGAUCAUUGGAUGGGAGCUCAGCAUUACGCAAAGGGACCGGAUGCCUCUUUCUUUGCUGAGCCCCCAGUGCCCCCCACAGCCCUGGAAGCAGAAGUGCUGACUGUGCCGGAGUGCCCUGCAGCAGCAGCUCCUUACUUUGUUCCUACGGCAUUAGCAGCAUCUCCAGCAGAGGCCGAAGCUGCCGAGGCACCACAAGCAGAUGCUGAGAGUGUUGUUGCCUCGGAUGCAGAGCAAGCUGGGCCCAUCCUGGCAGGGGACACGAAGCCUCCUCAUGCUGUGGAUGCUGGAUCUGUGCCUCCAGCAGAAGCUGAGCCCCCCCAGGGCACGGAUGUGGGUUUUGCCCCUGCAGCAGAGGCCAAACCUCCCAGUGCUGCUGCUGCAUCCACCCCAGUGCUGGAUGCUGCCUGGAGCCCAGCUGCAGACGCUCAGCCCCAUUGCGCCGUGGGUUUGGAGUUCUCCCCAGCAGCAGAUAUGGAUCCUCACCAUGCUGUGGAUCUGACAUUUGCCCCCACAGCUGAUGCUGAGUCUCAUCGUGCUGCAGAUUCAGAGUUUACCUUUCCAGCAGAAGAGGACCAUCUUCACGCUAUGGAUUCCAGCACUGCUCCAGCACUGGAUGCCAAACCUUCUCCUGUAGAUUCAAGUUUUGUCUCUGCACCAGAAGCAAAGUCUGUCUGUGCAGCUGACACCGAGGUCACUGCACUGGAAGAGCUGGUGACAUCCGAGCCCUCUGCUGAGCGUGACAAGUCCCCCUCCCACGAAGCUCCUGCAGAAACAACUGUAAGCAUGGAACAAGAACCAAAAGCCCCCGAGGGUUACGUUGAUGUUUCAUUAGAGAAAGUGAAGGACGGCUCACCGUCUGCCAGCCACCACGCUGAGCACCUUCCAGCACACACCAACCACGUCUCAGAACCCACAGGUGAGGAGCUCAGACCAGCAGUGAAACCACAGAGGCCCUUUGCUCUCAGCUGA
This is a messenger RNA of Lagopus leucura (white-tailed ptarmigan), 1367 nucleotides long. Its product is annotated as fibrous sheath CABYR-binding protein-like. Lineage: Eukaryota; Metazoa; Chordata; Aves; Galliformes; Phasianidae. The record is from RefSeq and is a predicted model, not a curated record. Bases 36 to 1367 code for a protein of 443 amino acids. The transcript has 7 exons.